AUGGCGCUGGGGAGUGUGGACCUCGUGUUUUGCCACGAUGCGAGCCUGCUUCCCGCCUUCGCACGGCUCUUGGGACCAAUCGAGACGUGGCGGCUGCGGGCAACUGCAUCCAUCGCUGCGGCCACUUUGGUGGCCACGCUGCCCAGGCUUCGCUGCUUGUGGCAGGUGGACACGGCUUCCGGCCCAGAACUCGCCGAGGUGAUUCGCCAGAGCCUUGGGCGCCUGGAAGAGGCCGACUUGGCUCGGCUUGUCGGGGAGAAAUUGCUCCUCGGCUUUCCAGAAAGCCUGGCAGCCAAUGAUCUGGGCCAAACUGCGGUGACUUGGGCUGCCGACUACGGCCUUGCCAAGGUACUGCAGUUGCUGCUCAGCCCGCUCUGUGAUGCUCGCAGCUGGGCACUUGACAAGGUUGAGAGCAACGGCUGGUACCCGCUCUUCCGCGCUGCCUGGAACGGCCGGGCUGAUUGUGCAAAGCUUCUCUUGCGAGCUGCUGCAGACCCGGAAGGGGUCGCCAGUGCUGGCAGGUAUUCCCCUUUGAUGUCAGCUGCGCGCUGGGGGCACAACGAGGUAGUGGGGCUGCUGCUCGCCGCGGCCGCCGAACCAGCACGCUGCAAUCGGUUUGGCGAGGACGCAUGGGUGCUCGCGAAAGGUCAGGGACAUGCGCAGGUACUGCAGCUGAUGAGCGAUGCCGGAGCACAAGAGCGCGACCUCUUCGAAGAGGAGUGGCGAACCUCCAACCGUGCACGCAGAACUCUCGGUCAGGGCUGGGUCGCUCUUGGAAGCGACUUCUACUUGUCGAAGAGCUAA
This is a messenger RNA of Symbiodinium sp. CCMP2592, 804 nucleotides long. Lineage: Eukaryota; Dinophyceae; Suessiales; Symbiodiniaceae. The record is from the annotation of a GenBank genome assembly.